UGUCAGAGAUACGCAAUAGUUAAAGUAUUGCCUCUUAGGUGCAAGGAAUUUUCUUGGCUGCCCGAGGCCUAGAGGAAGCCUGUGCGUGUGGCCUGGGGGGGCGGGGCUCAUAUUCCGGGUGGAAACUCGAUUCCCUAAAUUUGUUGUCCGCUUCCUUUGCGGGCACAGCUGCUUCUUGGCUUGGGUGGUGGUUAACCUUGGCACCACAGUUCAUCUGCUUCUUUCUCUUAGUUUGAUUGAUCUCUACCGUAAAUUAGUAGUUCAGACUUGUGCAUAGAACUAAAUUGUUGUAAGAACGAGCUUUUGUAACUAAGGGUAACCCCCAGUUCAUAAAAUAGCUUUGGAAGUUUGCUGUUUGGGACUCAAACGAUGUUUGAAAUUCAUGGUUAGCUUUUCAGGCCUGCCAUGGAUGGGGGCAAGGAGAUGGAAGAAUAAUUUUAUUUUCUAGUUUAGGGGCUUAGCCUUGGGGAAAUUUUAAACAGAUGAACAAUAUUUUGCACUCCCCCAUUGACUUUCUGCAUCCCUGUCCUACCUGUUGGUAACCUUCUCUUGGACUUCAGUUCUCUAAUGCCUCUAAAUGUCUCCAGAGGAACUAUGAUGAAUCAUAUUAUGUACCUUGAUGGAUUCAAGGUGCUGGAAGAAACUUUUUUGGAUAUGGCCAGCUGGCCCUGGAAAUUUUUUCACAUGUCUUCUGAGAAGGCGACGAUUACAGUUCGUCUGAUUCGUUCCUUUGAGCAUCGCAAUUUCAAGCCUCUUGUUUACCAUGGAGUUAAUUUGGACCAGACUGUAAAAGAGUUUAUUGUAUUCCUAAAAAAAGAUGUCCCUUUAAGGACAGGCCUCCCACCCCCAUUCAAGCAUUAUAAAUAUGAUAAAAUGAAGAUUAUUCAUCAGGCGCACAAAUCAAAGACUAAUGAGCUUGUGUUGAGUUUAGAAGAUGAUGACAGACUCUUGUUAAAAGAAGACUGGACUAUGAAAGCAGCUGGAGUUGCCAAUGAAACUGAAAUUGCAUUUUUCUGUGAAGAAGAUUACAAGAACUACAAAGCUAAUCCUGUUUCAUCCUGGUGAAGACUUCGGGGGAGUUUAUUUUUUGCAUACCUAUAGUAAGCUCUUUAUUUGCUUAGUGAGGGAUUUUUUU
Vombatus ursinus (common wombat) is the source of this 1135-nucleotide messenger RNA. RefSeq names its product chromosome unknown C2orf76 homolog (gene CUNH2orf76). Bases 568 to 1065 code for a protein of 165 amino acids. NCBI's taxonomy places the organism in Eukaryota, Metazoa, Chordata, Mammalia, Diprotodontia, Vombatidae. The record is from RefSeq and is a predicted model, not a curated record. The transcript has 6 exons.